Melopsittacus undulatus (budgerigar) is the source of this 922-nucleotide messenger RNA. RefSeq lists its product as uncharacterized. The transcript is spliced from 7 exons. NCBI's taxonomy places the organism in Eukaryota, Metazoa, Chordata, Aves, Psittaciformes, Psittaculidae. The record is from RefSeq and is a predicted model, not a curated record. The coding region runs from base 1 to 870 and encodes 289 amino acids.
AUGCUGGAAUACAACAUCGAGCUGGUAGAGCAAGACAGAGAGGAGCAGCUGAAAGAUGGCUCCUCAGGUCUGACUACAAGAAGUCAAAAGUUCUGUGAAUCGUAUUCAUCCUGCUGCUCCAUCCUAAGUGACACAUACACUGUUCCACUGGUUCUAUCACAAAAUAGAAGAAUCAACAGGCAGAACUGUGAUUCUGAACUACCUUCCUCACUUCCUUCUGAUUGCUUCAAGUAUGUCAGCUGGUGUGACAUAGAAGAACAUGAUGUUCAAGGGAAUCUGCUUCAUUGUCCCCGAGUGAGAGAAGGGCCCUCAGAAGAAGAGCUGUUUUUCAGAGGAGAAGAACAUACCUCGAAAAAACAUACAACUGACACAGAGAAGUGGCAAAAGAAACUGCAAGAGAACUGGGAAGACUGUGCUGAGUUGAACCUUUCAUUUCAGGACCUGGGUGAUCUUUAUCAGGUGGGAAACUUCAAAAGGAUUCUCCAAAGAUUAAUCCGGGUGGAAAAACUUUUGUUGGUGGACAAUUCUUUGACAGACCUAAGUGCCAUAAGGUUGCCAAGAUGCAGAGAACUAAAUGUCAAUAAAAACCACUUUACAUCCUUCAAACAGCUGCCAAGGAUACCUCAGAUUCAGCACUUAUCACUUGCUGAAAAUAACAUUAUGACACUAAGUGGAAUAUCAGAUUUCAGACAUACUCCGCUUGAAUCCCUUAUACUCAAGAGGAAUCCCUGUGAGUUUCAAGAAAGAUACAGACAACUCGUGUUCUCCAGUUUGCCAAAUCUGAAAAUGCUGGAUGGUAUCCCAAAACUGCCAGAGGACUGUUCAUCUCCAGAUAUCAGGUUUUUUUUCAAAAUGUGUACUAUACUCUAGCACUGUAUUUUUGUAGGAUUAAAACUGUGCUAGAAACACCCCAUCUAAAAGA